AUGUCGAAAACAAUCAAGACAAUGAUUAGCGAUCUCGGUGUUGACAGCAGCGACCCGAUUCCGAUUUGUAAUUGCUGGAUUGGUGCACAUUACCACAAAGACGACCCACCAUUUGUUGAAGACGAGAACAAAACGAGAACAAUGGAAAUCUGCGCAUGGGAUAGGCAGUUCUUCAACGUCGACCAGGGAACAAUAUUCGAAUUGAUCUUGGCUGCAAAUUACCUAGACAUCAGAGGUCUGCUUGACGUUGCAUGUCGAGUUGUCGCCAGCAUGAUCAAUGGAAAAACUCCUGAGGAGAUCCGCCGUACCUUCAAUAUCAGAAAUGACUUCACGCCAGAAGAAGAAGCACGUAUUCGUAAGGAGAACGCAUGGCGUUACGUACCCUAUAAUGAUUAUGCGGAAGAUUCUGUGGAAGAACUCACGGAGUACUAUGAGAAGAUACUACGUGUUCGGAUGAACUUGAAGCAAAACGUCACGCAGAAGGGAUUCCUGAACAAUAUAAUCUUGAUGGAACCGGUGCGGACCGAGAUACCUCCUGAGAAUGUUUUGAAGCGAGUAGAAUACGAAGAGCCGCCCAAAGGUAUCGAAGUGGAGACGUUAGUCGAUGUCAUGCGACGACUUCAUUCUCUUACAGCAGCAGAGAUGCGCACCUUCCUCUCAAGCAAGGGCACCAAGGAAACAGCUCGUGCAAGGUUACGGCGCUAUUACCGCAAGGAAUUCUCCAUGUAUCGAAUGCUCCACGAAGGAGAUAGUAUGCCACGUUUUGGAAACAAGACUGCACGACAUUUUGACUUUCUAGUGGCGAUCGACUUUGAGUGCACCUGCGUUGAGGUUAUUUAUGAUUAUCCGCAUGAGAUCAUCGAGUUUCCUGCCGUGUUGAUUGAUGUCCGGCAAAUGAAAAUUGUGGACACAUUUCGCACAUUUGUAAGGCCAGAGAAGAAUCCGACUCUUGAUCCAUUCUGCGUUCAGCUUACCGGGAUUUCUCAAAGCACGGUUGACUCUGCUCCAGUGUUCAAAGAUGCCUACAGACUUUUUCGAGACUGGAUGGCACAUCACAAUUUAGGCGACAACGGUCACCGUUAUGCCUUUGUGACUGAU
Ostertagia ostertagi is the source of this 1098-nucleotide messenger RNA. The record is from the annotation of a GenBank genome assembly. Lineage: Eukaryota; Metazoa; Nematoda; Chromadorea; Rhabditida; Trichostrongylidae.